AUGGCGGACAAGGUCCGUAAUCAAUCCGAGAUUGAAGAUGUUCCCGUCGAGAAAGUCGAAAGCAAUACCAUCAUCAGUCUGAAAGGAGCUGAUCUGGAGAUUGACCCCGUGCUCGAGAAGAAGCUCUUGUGGAAGAUCGAUCUCAAUUUGAUCCCCAUUACUUUCUUGCUCUUCCUCUGCGCCUUCAUUGAUCGGAUCAAUAUCGGCAAUGCCCGCAUUCAAGGCCUCGAAAAAGACCUCAACAUGCAUGGAUCUGAUUACAACAUCGCCCUCUUUACCUUCUUCGUGCCUUACAUCCUCCUGGAGGUGCCUGCCAAUCUGGUACUCAAGAACGUGCGUCCGUCCGUAUUCAUCAGUACCAUCAUGGCACUCUGGGGUGUCGUGACAGUAUGCCAGGGAGUUACACAAUCAUUUGCCGGCCUUGUUGUCUGUCGAGUUAUAAUAGGCGCUUUAGAGGCUGGAUUCUUCCCGGGAUGUCUGUACCUGAUCUCGAUGUAUUACAAGCGUUAUGAGCUUCAGUUUCGUUUCAAUCUCUUCUUUUCGGCUUCGAUCAUUGCUGGAGCUUUCUCGGGUUUACUGGCAUACGCCAUCGCACACAUGGCAGGCAUCGCUGGAUACGGAGGCUGGCGAUGGAUCUUCAUCCUCGAGGGCAUUUUUACCUUUGUCGUCGCAGUCAUCUCGUACUGGAUCAUUCCAGAUUGGCCCGAAACCGCAAAGUUCUUGAAGAGCGACGAGCGAGAACUGCUCAUCCGCCGUCUUGCUCUCGAUGUUGAGGACGCCACGAUGAGCCACUGGAAUAAGACAGCUGCAAAGCGAGUCUUUGGCGAUAUCAAGAUAUACCUUGGCAUCGCCAUGUAUAUUGGUAUUGUGACCACCAGUUAUUCGGGAGCCUUGUUCACGCCGACCAUCCUGAAACAACUGGGCUGGACUUCGAUCCAUGCUCAAGUCAUGUCCAUUCCCAUAUUUGUUGUCGCCACCGUAUGCGCUCUUACUACAGCCGUACUGAGUGACAAACUUCAUCACCGAUUCAGUUUCAUCAUCUUUGGCUGUGUUGUGGCAACCAUUGGAUAUAUCAUCUUGCUGAAUAUCCAUCGUGUGGCAGUCGGCGUUCGAUACUUUGCUCUUUACCUGAUCAUCUCAGGUGGUUAUAUUGCCCAGCCAAUCACCCUUGUCUGGGUGAGUAACAACAUGUCGGGACACUACAAACGGGGUGUUAGUAGCGCCAUGAUGGUAGGCUUCGGUAAUUGUGGAGGUAUAAUAGCCUCGAACAUGUUCAUAACGAGCGAAGCGCCCGAAUAUCACCUUGGCUAUGGGCUGGGCCUCGCAUUGGUCUGGCUAUGCGUUGUAAGCGCCAUCAUACUUCUCUUCUACAUUAAGAAAGAAAACGCUUUGCGCGAUCAAGGUAGAAGGGAUGACAGGUAUGAUUUGCCUGAGGAUGAGAAGCGAAAUCUUGGUGACGACCAUCCGGCCUUCCGUUUCACUUAUUGA
This is a messenger RNA of Exophiala oligosperma, 1488 nucleotides long. RefSeq lists its product as uncharacterized. Gene Ontology annotation, cellular component: membrane. The record is from RefSeq and is a predicted model, not a curated record. Gene Ontology annotation, molecular function: transmembrane transporter activity. Lineage: Eukaryota; Fungi; Ascomycota; Eurotiomycetes; Chaetothyriales; Herpotrichiellaceae. The coding region runs from base 1 to 1488 and encodes 495 amino acids. The transcript is spliced from 7 exons. Gene Ontology annotation, biological process: transmembrane transport.